CAUUUCAUUUGUCGCCAGCCAGCUCGCAGGGAGCACCUCAAAUUGGUCGCAGGGGUGGGUUUUUGAAAAAAUCUGCAUUUUUCAGCCUCAACUGAGCUUGAGCUUUAAAAAGAAACUGGAAACAUGGAGAGCUCCUCUGAGCCACGGGUCUGGGGGCUCGCGCCCACGGCCAGCAGACAGCCUGCGCGCGCACAUGCCCCUGAUGAACGCAUACUGCCCGGGUAGCUGGGGCCACCACAGACAUUCAGCGUGAACAAUCUGGCUACGCUCUUCUGUCCUGCAUCAUCCUCCCUACGAUUGGCACAGAGGAAGAGUUUGAGCCUGGGGAAACGUGGGAAAGAGGAAGACGAUGUACCAAGAGCUGCUCCUCUCCUCUGCCCUCCUCUUCCUCCAUGUGAUGGGCACUCCCCACUUCUUUGGGCAUCAUGGAAGGCGGACAUGUGGGCAGGACCUCCGUCACAACGUCGUCACGACAACAGAGUCCUUCGCCCAGCCUGUGCACAAGCCCUACAUCACCCUGUGUCAGGGCCAUCGCCUCUGCAGCACAUACAAAACUACGUACUCCCUGGCUUACCGGCUGGUAAGCAGAAUCGCUUCAGCCUCGCAUUUCUACCCAGACUGCUGCCCCGGCUGGCGGAGAUUUCACUCACACAACUGCAACCAAGCUCUGUGUGCAGAACCCUGUGUUAACGGUGGAACCUGUUUGAAGCCCAAUAAGUGUGCGUGUGCUCCUGGCUGGACGGGACAGCAGUGCCAAAACGAUGUUGACGAGUGCAGUGGGUGGCAGCCCUGCACCCAGCUGUGUGUUAACACAGCUGGAAGCUACAGAUGUGUCUGCAGGGAUGGCUUCAGACUGGCUGGAGAUGGACGUUCCUGUCACCAGCUUCCAUCUCCUCCUCCUACUCAGACUCCCAACCAGAUUGCAGGGAGCCACGCUGAUGCGGGAGGAAGCUUCACUCUGGCGGAGAACGUCACAGAGGAGGUCCAGAGUCUGAGGAACAGAGUGGAAAUCCUUGAAAAGAAGCUGCAGCUGGUGUUGGCGCCCUUCAGUAGCUUCUUCCCGCUGUCGCUGGAUGAGAACUUCCCAGAGAAAACCACCCUGCUGACCCACUCCUUCCGCCAACUGGACCGCAUCGACUCCCUCAGCGAGCAGAUAGGCUUCCUAGAGGAGCGUCUGGGCACAUGUUCUUGUCAGGAGAAUUAGCCCACGCAUCAAGAAUCAUCUCAUUAUUAUGCUGUGACGCACGCACCGCACAAACGUUUCGGAGAUUUUUCUUCACACCAUUCCAAAAAAAAAAAAAA
Messenger RNA from Cyprinodon variegatus (sheepshead minnow), 1302 nucleotides. It is a transcript of the gene egfl7, whose product is annotated as EGF-like-domain, multiple 7. The record is from RefSeq and is a predicted model, not a curated record. Bases 350 to 1204 code for a protein of 284 amino acids. Gene Ontology annotation, biological process: anatomical structure development. NCBI's taxonomy places the organism in Eukaryota, Metazoa, Chordata, Actinopteri, Cyprinodontiformes, Cyprinodontidae. Gene Ontology annotation, cellular component: extracellular region; cell surface. The transcript has 9 exons. Gene Ontology annotation, molecular function: calcium ion binding; signaling receptor binding.